This is a messenger RNA of Scomber japonicus (chub mackerel), 3016 nucleotides long. RefSeq names its product glutaminyl-tRNA synthetase 1 (gene qars1). The transcript is spliced from 23 exons. Gene Ontology annotation, biological process: translation; glutaminyl-tRNA aminoacylation. Gene Ontology annotation, molecular function: glutamine-tRNA ligase activity; ATP binding. NCBI's taxonomy places the organism in Eukaryota, Metazoa, Chordata, Actinopteri, Scombriformes, Scombridae. Gene Ontology annotation, cellular component: cytosol; cytoplasm; aminoacyl-tRNA synthetase multienzyme complex. The record is from RefSeq and is a predicted model, not a curated record. The coding region runs from base 95 to 2422 and encodes 775 amino acids.
CGUCCCUCGCCGUUUCUGUCCAAGAGAGAGUGGUGUGUGUGGCGGCGUGUCUGAGUGUGGCUCCCAACAAGCCGGUGAAUAUACAGAGGAUAAAAUGGCGGAUCCUGUGACACUUUUCAUUUCCAUUGGCCUCAGUGAGCAGAAAGCUAAAGAAACGCUGAAAAAUGAAGCGCUUAGUGCCACCCUGAAGGACGCGAUCACUCAGGCUCAGCGUGUCAGUGGAUCAUCAGAAUUGGACAAAGCCAUGGGUACACUGCUGUACAGUAUGGCAUCUCGCCUUAAAGACACCAAACGCCUGGCUUUCCUCUCUGACACCAUAGCUAAGCGCAAAAUCUGCACAGAGCUACAGCUGGCAGCUGCUUUGGACUUUGUGAAGAGUCAUCCUCAGGACCCCCUCAACGAGAAGGAGUUUGAAGCAGCAUGUGGAGUGGGCGUGGUCGUAACACCAGAGCAGAUUGAAGAUGCAGUGGAGACUGUGAUCAAGAAGCACAAGGAACAGUUGGUAAAAGAGAGGUACCACUUCAACAUGGGACUGCUAAUGGGAGAGGCACGCGCUGCUCUGAAAUGGGCUGAUGGAAAGGUCAUCAAAAAUGAGGUGGACAUGCAGGUCCUGCAUCUGUUGGGUCCCAAGACAGAGGCUGACCUGGAGAAGAAAGCAAAGCCCCAGAAGACUAAAGUUGCAGAGAAGGAUGUAAAGGCGAAGAAAGAGGAGGUGGCAGUGAACGGUGAUGUGAUGACUGGGGAGGGAAAGUCGCUGAUGGAGCAGCUCAGAGGAGAAGCACUGAAGUUCCAUAAAACAGGUGAGAACUAUAAAACUGAGGGCUACGUGGUUACACCCAACACCAUGAACUUGCUUAAGAAGCACCUGGAGAUCAGUGGUGGGCAGAUUCGUACUCGCUUUCCUCCUGAGCCCAACGGCAUCCUUCACAUUGGACAUGCUAAAGCUAUCAACUUCAAUUUUGGUUUUGCCAAGGCGAACAGUGGAAUUUGUUUCUUGAGAUAUGACGACACAAAUCCAGAGAAGGAGGAGGAAAAGUACUUCACUGCUAUCAAGGACAUGGUGGAGUGGCUUGGGUAUGAGCCGUAUACCGUCACACACGCAUCAGACAACUUUCAGCAACUCUACGAUCUUGCAGUGGAUCUUAUUCGUAGGGGUCAUGCGUAUAUCUGCCACCAGAAGGGAGAGGAACUGAAGGGCCACAACGUUCCUCCAUCACCGUGGAGAGAUCGUCCCAUCGAAGAGUCACUGGUGUUGUUCGAGAGGAUGAAGAAGGGUCUGUUUUCUGAGGGAGAGGCUACACUCAGGAUGAAGAUGAUCAUGGAGGAUGGGAAGAUGGACCCGGUGGCGUACCGCAUCAAAUACACGCCUCAUCAUCGAACAGGAGAUGAAUGGUGCAUCUACCCCACGUAUGACUACACCCACUGCCUGUGUGACUCCAUCGAGAAUAUCACACACUCACUCUGUACCAAAGAGUUUCAGGCCAGGCGUUCAUCAUAUUACUGGCUGUGUAACGCUCUGGAUGUCUACUGCCCUGUUCAGUGGGAAUAUGGCCGCUUGAACCUCACCUACACCGUUGUGUCCAAGAGGAAAAUCAUCAAACUGGUAGAGACAGGUGUUGUCAGAGACUGGGACGAUCCCCGCCUCUUUACUUUGACUGCACUGAGGAGACGAGGUUUCCCACCAGAGGCAAUUAACAACUUCUGUGCACGGGUGGGUGUCACUGUUUCCCAGACAACGACAGAGCCUCAUCUGCUGGAGUCAUGUGUCAGGGAUGUGCUUAACGACACAGCACCUCGAGCAAUGGCUGUCCUGGAGCCACUCAAAAUCACCAUAACUAAUCUUCCUGAGAAUUCAAUGUCUGAAGUACGAGUGCCAGACUUUCCUGCCAACGAAUCCAAGGGUAGCCACACCGUUCCAUUUACACGCACCAUCUUCAUUGAACAGAGUGACUUCAGAGAGGUGAUGGAGAAGGGCUACAAGCGUCUGUCCUUAGAACAGCCUGUAGGCCUAAGGCAUGCUGGGUAUGUCAUUUCUGUCCAGAAGGUCAUCAAGGACUCUCAGGGUAAAGUGGUGGAACUGGAGGUGACAUGCUGCAGCUCUGACACAGCUGAGAAACCAAAGGCCUUUAUCCACUGGGUCAGCCAGCCACUGAAGUGUGAAGUGCGCCUCUAUGAGAGACUAUUCCUGCACAAACACCCAGAGGAUCCAUCUGAAGUGCCUAACGGCUUCCUGAGUGACAUCAACCCUAAUUCCCUUAACAUCAGCAGUGCCUUAGUGGAUACUUCGGUCAGGGGAGCAAAAGUUUUCGACAAAUUCCAGUUUGAGAGAGUUGGCUACUUCUCCCUGGACCCUGACAGCACCGCAGACAAGCUCGUCUUCAACAGAACAGUCACGCUCAAAGAGGAUCCUGGGAAGAUCUGAUUGACUUCGAUCAAACCACAUUUCCUGCUUCCCAUGAGCCCACAGAAACAUGUCCAAAUUGUUUGCAUCACUCAGUGUGUAAAACCAGCAGAAGAACAGACUGUUUAGCUUGAGAUUGAGCCAAAUCAGACACUGUAAUAAAUAUGUCCAUAUUUCUAAAUUGCAGUUCUGGUGCAUGCAGCUGUUUUACAGAAAUUGGGAAAACUUAACUCUAUUUCAUGAUUUUUGGUUAUAAUUUCCUGAGAGAUUAAUGGUAAAAAUAAUUACUGCAGCUUUGGUUUAAUCAAUCUGAAGCUUUGCCAGUCAGUGUCAGUCCUAAUUUCUUUUAGACAUCCGCUGCAAUAAUAUACACUUAGUGUUUCUUCUUUGUUGAAUGUAUGCAACUUUGACCAUGGUUCAACAAGAAUCUCAUCUGUGUUAAUUUAACAUUGAAUCUAUGCUGGCGUUAAACACAGGAGAUGCUCUCAAAUGCCAUACAUGACUUUCUUACAAAGAUGGUGGAUCACUGCCAAACCAUCAUAUGUUUUUUUAAGUCUCAGAGGGAUGCACGUGUCCUUUUGACAGGAGAUGAGAAUAAAUAAUAAUGAAAUAAAA